Molecule: messenger RNA, 1861 nt
Organism: Astyanax mexicanus (Mexican tetra)
Lineage: Eukaryota; Metazoa; Chordata; Actinopteri; Characiformes; Acestrorhamphidae
Gene: irgq1
Product: immunity-related GTPase family, q1
Exons: 3
Coding region: 312-1772 (486 amino acids)
Cellular component (GO): membrane
Molecular function (GO): GTP binding
Source: RefSeq, a predicted model, not a curated record
GGAUCCGGAUGAUUUGGAGAUCAGGGUAAACAAACCCUACAGAGAGGAAACCGGGCGACGGUCACAGGACUCGGUGUUAGACCGGCCGGUGAAAGGCUCGCGGGCGGCUGUCUGGGUCAGUCCGGUUCUAAAACUGUUUAAGGCUUUAGAACCGAGUCUUUUAGCACCGGAUACAUUUAUACAGAUCGCAGCGUGUUUAACUGCUUUUACAUAGAUAGAGUUAUAGCUUAUAAAUCUUAGACUUCUCUCCUACUUUCACUUUCAUUUCAUCAGAAGUCACUGACUGACUACCGCGGAGACAACUUGAAGAAAUGGACCCCGGAUCUGGCAUGCCAAGAAAGAUCCCAGAAGAACAGAUUAACAAAAUCAAAGAAGCACUAGGGUCUGUAGUCCCUCGAUCACUUAUAACUCUCAUGACUGUGUUCACUCAGUUUAAGUUGGACAUUGCUGUAAUAGGAGAUUCUGGCUCAGGGAAAUCUACACUCAUUAAUGCAUUUCUUGGACUGCACCCCGAUGAUGAAAAGGCUGCUAAAACAGGAGUUGUGGAGACCACAAUGGUGGCGAAAAUGUAUAUAUACCCAAAUAAUCCCCAUGUAAGGCUGUGGGAUCUUCCAGGGAUGGGUACGCUCACUUUUGUCGCAAGAAAAUAUGCUGAGACAAUGAAGUUGGAACUGUAUGACAUGUUCAUUGUUGUGGUGUCUGAGAGAUUUAAAGACAACAACUUGACUCUAAUCAGUGAAAUUCAAAAACAAACCAAGCCAUUCUAUGUUGUCCGCACAAAAAUAGACAACGAUGUGACUGCACAGAGAAGAAAACACAACUUCAAUGAAACUGCUUCUUUAAAUCUGAUGAGAGACGAAUGCUUGAAAUAUCUACAUGAGAAGAACCUGCAUCCUCAUGUAUUCCUAGUGUCAUGUCAGGGUAAAAAGGGCUAUGAAAUGCAAAACCUACAGAACACCCUUGAGAACGAGGUGCCAGAGCUCAAAAGAGAUGCUUUUCCAAUCUUCAUGGACAAUCUGUUCACCUCAGCUCGAGGGAAAGCAGCGGCCAUUAAGUGUCAUGCUUUGUCCAAUAAGAAAAUUACAGAAAAGGAUUUUCAGGAACUACAAAAAAUACGAACGCAAUUUUCAUAUGGAAAUGGGAAAGUCAAAGCAACACUGGAGGCUUUUAACCACUUUCAACUUGAUGUGGCUGUUUUGGGUGAGACAAAAUCGGGGGUAACCACCCUGGUGAGUGCCCUAACUGGGCAGGGAAGUGGUGCCAGUGGCUCAAUAGAUGAAACAACCCCAGCAUUGAGUCCCGAGUACCCUGAUGUCCGAUUUUGGGGUGUUUCGGGAGUAGAGGAAGUUAUGAACAGUUCAUUGGAGAUGAGCCUAAUUUUGGAUCAUUUUGAUUUCUAUAUAAUCAUUGUCUCAGACUGGCAGAGGAGCUGCCACUUAGAGCUUGCAAGAACCAUAAAAGACUUAAGUAAGCACUACCACUUUGUCCAGACAAAGAUUGAUUGCCAUUUGCAGGCCCAGGAAGACUUGGGAUGUACCGAGACUGAGGUUCUGGAUGGUCUUCGAGCUCAGUGUGCUGAAGAGCUUCAGAUGGCAGGAGCUGCCGAAUCACAGCUGUUUUUCAUUAACAGUUUGGACAGAAACGCCUUUGAUUUUGUCAGUCUGGAGAGCGUACUGAGAAAUGACCUGGAUACUGUACAGACAAGUGCUUUUGCAUAUUAUGUUGCUAAAUGUGCACGGAAUCAAGACCCAAAAACCUGUCAGAUAUUGUAGGUCCUGCAUUUGAGCAAUAUUAGCAAGAGGGAGCACUUAAGAUAAAGACAUUUAUAGACUUUCUCUCCACUUAGUAGGAAAGAUUUUUU